GAAGCAGAUGCGGUGUGACGCAUCAGCGGUGCUUGUGACUUGCGAAAUGGAGAAAGGAGGUGUUCGUGUUCAACAAGCCUGUGCGUUUGCGUAUUUUACACUUAAAUAAAACGGAAACAUCGACAAGCAGGACGACGUCUCCAACAGCCGGCUGGAUACGACCACAGCAGCCAACAUAGAGCUCAUGAAAUGCAGCACUCGGUAGGAUGAUCAGUAAUCAAGAAGAAGAUGAGUUUGUUGCAGUGCGGGUCCAAGAUCCCCGCAUUCAGAACGAAGGCUCAUGGAAUUCAUAUGUGGAUUAUAAAAUAUUCCUACAUACCAACAGUAAAGCCUUUACAGCGAAGACGUCCUGCGUGCGUCGACGCUACAGUGAGUUCGUCUGGCUCAAGAGGAAGCUUCAGAAGAAUUCUGGUUUGGUGCCAGUCCCAGACCUUCCAGGAAGGUCUUUCUUCUCCUUCAGCAAUGAGGAUUUCCUGGAGAGGAGAAGGAAAGGACUUCAGGCCUUCUUGGACAAAGUGGUGCACAUGACAGUAUGCCUGUCAGACAGCCAGCUCCACCUCUUCUUGCAGACGCAGCUGCCGGUCGGUCACAUCGAGGACUGCGUGCAGGGCCACACUCCCUACUCUGUGACGGACGCCAUCCUCACUUACGCCUCAUCCAAUCGGGGGUUCGCUCAGGCUCAGGAGGAGGAUUGCAUUAAAGAGCCAAUUUUGACUGUUUCUUAUGAGUCCAUGGAGAGCCCAGCUCCUCAUCAACCUUGCCUACAAACUAAAGAGAUCUGCAGCACUGAGCUUCUUUCAUGUAGUGACUAUGACCCACUAGAUAGUCUACUGGAGCUUUGUGAUGAGGACACGGUCCAGUUACAGCACAAGGAGAAAUCCUCAAUAAAGGUCAUCCAGAAGAACGACCAUCUAGAGGCUGUUGUUGAGGACUGUGGCCCGACAGAAAUAAAGUUUUUUCUAGAUAACAGCCUGGACGAACCUGAGAGUCUCGGCCUUCCAGAACAACCCCAGCAGGGUUGCUGUCAGAUACAGACACCAGUGGAGGUGCACUCGCCCAUGGGGACUGGCUUUGACGAGAUCUGUGGGGUGGACAGCAUGUUUGAGGAGUGUUCGGUAAGAGAGGAGAGCGUUGUGACAUUAGAUACAGAAGAAAAGACUGUUACUUAUCCAGACACAGAGGAGAAGGCUGAUCAACGGGAAUGUUCUGGGGAGGAAAAUAUAGAAAACGUCGACUCUGAGCCAGAAAAAUGUGUGGACUGUGUAGCGAUUUCAGACUUUAAGGACAAUGAUGCCAGAUCUCAGGAGGAAGUUCUGGAAAACAUCUGCUCUGAGGUUUUUGAAAAUCGUGUCAUCUCUGAGGUUAAUGGUCUCGAGCACGAUGGAGCCGACGGACGACAAGAGCCAGACAACAAUACAAGUGAUGACUCACAAAGAAAAGAACUGGAGACCCUACAUGGGUCAGAAAUCCAUGAAGAGACUCACAAUGUGCACAGGGUCCCAGAGGUGGAAAGUGGGGCCGAUGACAUCGUUCAACAAAACCAAAAGACAGUUGAAGAGGAAGUGGAUUUCGUUGGGACCAAAGACGAGAGCGACGAGGACAGCUGCUCAUCUUCCAACGGGAGCAUCGUCAAGGUCAGCGAUGAAGAAAGCAUAUGCGAAGAAAACAGGGACUCGAUCCAGGUUGCAAACGGCUACAUGAAGAUGUCUCCGGAGGAGGUUACUCACUGGUCAGAAGUAGAGGCCUCCAGUACAAACAUUUUGAACCGACACAUGAAUGGAUGUCUUGCGGGAACAGAGGACAUUACCACCCAGGAGGACGAGGACCUGCGAUACAUGACAGACAUCAGGGACUUGAGUAAAUCUCUGGACCUUAACUCAACUGUAACCAUCGAAGAUGUGACUGAAAAUAGUGACUUCAGCAUCUUAGGGACCAGCUUCACGCACGGAUUAGACGAUCGUAAAGAGCAGGAAACCUUGUCCUCGCUGUCUCUGGAAACCUCAGAGGAGAUUCGUGAGGUAGAGGCGCAUUAGUGAAACAGCUGACGCAUUCGAUCACACGCACAUAAACUAGGUUCAUACUGGUUGUUGUGUUCUGCUCAUUAUAUGCAGAAUGGAUGGUCUUAUAAGACAAGGACAGAGGCAUAUUAUGCUUUAAGAGGACCGUAUGAUUUAAACCUAGAGCUGUCACGCACGUUGUAGGUCUAACAUUCUUUUCUUUUAAAUAAAUUUCAUUUUAAAAUUAGCAUAAUUUACUUUAACAUCUUCAUUUUUCACUCAGGUACACUAAAUAUUUCCGAGACAAUAUGUUUGUCUCCUAUGAUGAUUGGCUCUUUGGGAACAGCAGAGGGGGCUGAAGUUCACAAAAAGGCUACGUGCAUUUAAGUAAAGAGGUGAUUCACCCAUAUAGAAGGAGCUAAAGGUUUUAUUGUUGUGUGAACAGAUAAAUGUCAUUGCUCUGAAAUGUAGUCAUGAUAGUUCUUGUUACUUAAACAGAUUAUGACAGAGAUAUACACUUGAAUUAAAGGAUAGAUUCACAUUUUUUCAAGUGACUGUCAACACUCACAUGUCUGUAUGUACUUUGCUAAAUAUCCACUGAACUCACGUUAACUGUAGUUGAACUUUGAGGGCUGAUGGUUUUGCUGAAUCACGUGCAUUGCAAUCACUUUAGAAAGGGAAGCCAGCAUGGGCAGGAGAAACAUUUACAGCAGCCAAAAACUGUUUCAGUGUACGUGUGGGCAUGUGAGUAUUGUUUUAAGACACGCUUGGAAAAAUCCAUCAUUAAUAAAGUAAUUUGAGAAUCACGCAUCGCUCUCAUUUACAGCCUCGCUUAAUGUGAAAACCAUAAAUAUCACUGUAUUAUUGAGUCCUACUGAAUCCUGAUAAUGUAAGUUUAAUGCUGAAAUAAGUCACUAACUCUGGAUGUUUAGAUUUAUCUACAGAUGGAAGUCAUAAUGUGAAAGGUCAAAAUUAAACCAGUUCAGUAACAUGUUUUAAUUGAGUUUACCUCAAUGAGUUUACUUACAUUAUCAGCACACAAUGCUCUGAACAAAUUAUGUGUUACAGGCAGGAGCGUUAGCCUGAUAUUUAUUUUCAGACGGUGGAUCAGAGAGGGAAAAUAAUCUUUUAUAUGUUAUGCUCUUCUACUGGAUUUUUUGUGAGCAUACCUCAUAUACACUAAUCUCUACUAUUGUCAGUCUCUGUCAUGUCAUAUAUAGGCUAUUUACAUGUUCUGUGAGCACAACCUUAAUUCCAGUUAGUCCGACACUUGUGUAAGCUUUCUGCAGUUUGACUUGGACAUUGUUUUCACACAUUACUGCUGCAUUUAAAAAAAAGUACCCAGAGUUUAUUGUGCAGACGGAAGUGAGUGUGUCACUCAUCCCAUGUGGCAGCCAUAAGAUCAAGUAGGUGACUGGGUUUUGCUUUUUUCCCCUACAUUGUAAAUGAGUUCAGGUUUUUGUGUACAAGUUGAGUUGCUUUUAAAAUGUUUUUAAAAUAAUGUUCAGAGGCAAAACACCCCGUGUAAGGAGAACUCAAUUUUAAAACAUGGAUCUAAAAGGGCAAUGAUAACAACCUGAGUGACGGUGUCCAUGUAAAUUCACCAACUAUCAUCUAAUUUCUUUCAAAUAAAAUAUUUAUCUGUGUUA
This is a messenger RNA of Micropterus dolomieu (smallmouth bass), 3646 nucleotides long. It is a transcript of the gene snx11, whose product is annotated as sorting nexin 11. Gene Ontology annotation, molecular function: phosphatidylinositol binding. The coding region runs from base 207 to 2033 and encodes 608 amino acids. The record is from RefSeq and is a predicted model, not a curated record. Gene Ontology annotation, biological process: intracellular protein transport. The transcript is spliced from 7 exons. Lineage: Eukaryota; Metazoa; Chordata; Actinopteri; Centrarchiformes; Centrarchidae.